Molecule: messenger RNA, 3430 nt
Organism: Mastomys coucha (southern multimammate mouse)
Lineage: Eukaryota; Metazoa; Chordata; Mammalia; Rodentia; Muridae
Gene: Gbx1
Product: gastrulation brain homeobox 1
Exons: 2
Coding region: 387-1655 (422 amino acids)
Biological process (GO): regulation of nervous system development; regulation of transcription by RNA polymerase II
Cellular component (GO): nucleus
Molecular function (GO): RNA polymerase II transcription regulatory region sequence-specific DNA binding; DNA-binding transcription factor activity, RNA polymerase II-specific
Source: RefSeq, a predicted model, not a curated record
GCGCCGUGUCCGGGCUCCUAGGGAUCGCCACUCGGUGCGCCCCGAGUCGCUCUCGACGUCCCGCGCACCCCCACCCUGCCCUGCCGCGCUCCUCUCGCCCUUCGAGCCGCGCCGAGCCCGGGCCGCGUGGGCUGAGCCGGGAGCAGGUCCGGGCGCGGGGAGGGGACCUGGCCAGCUGCCGCCGCCGCCUCCCCGCCCGCCGCAAACUUUCACAAAGCGGCGGGUCCGGCCUCAUCAAUCUGCAUUAAUAAUAGUUGGUUGGGCCGCGGGGGGCGGGCGGGGUCCCGGGCCGGUCGGGCCACUGAAAAGGCGCGGGGCGCGGGGCGCGGGAGCCGGGCGCGGCGGCGGGCGGAGGGAGCAAGUGAAGCGUAAUUUGAGGAAGAUGGAUGAGUCCGGAGGGCGACACCCCCAGCCCGCCCGCCCGCCCCCUCCCUCCUUAUGAGCGAGGGAGCGCGGCGCCGGAGCCACACCGCGCCGAGCCCGCGCCCCGCCGCCACCUCGGCCCGCGCGCCCGCAGCGAGCCCCGCGUGUCCGCGCGGGGCGCACGGCGGGGCCCGGGCAGCGCCAUGCAGAGAGCGGCGGGCGGCGGCGCCCCCGGGGGCAGCGGCGGGAGCAGCGGCGGCCCCGGCGCCGCCUUCUCCAUCGACUCGCUCAUCGGGCCGCCGCCGCCGCGCUCCGGCCACCUGCUCUACACCGGCUACCCCAUGUUCAUGCCCUACCGGCCGCUCGUGCUGCCGCAGGCGCUGGCCCCCGCGCCGCUGCCCGCCGGUCUGCCGCCGCUCGCCCCGCUCGCCUCGUUCGCCGGCCGCUUGAGCAACACUUUCUGCGCGGGGCUGGGCCAGGCGGUGCCCUCGAUGGUGGCGCUGACCACUGCGCUGCCCAGCUUCGCGGAGCCCCCCGACGCCUACUACGGGCCCCCGGAGCUCGCUGCCGCCGCCGCCGCCGCCGCCGCCUCCACCGCCUCGAGAAGCAACCCGGAGCCCGCGGCCCGGCGCACAGACGGAGCGCUGGAUGCGGACGAGCUGCUGCCCGCGCGCGAGAAAGUGACUGAGCCCCCGCCGCCCCCGCCUCCGCACUUCUCAGAGACUUUCCCGAGUCUGCCGGCAGAGGGGAAGGUGUACAGCUCAGAUGAGGAGAAGCUAGAGCCCCCAGCAGGAGACCCAGCAGGCAGCGAGCAGGAGGAAGAGGGCUCAGGCGGUGACAGCGAAGACAGCUUCCUGGACAGUUCUGCAGGGGGCCCAGGGGCUCUUCUGGGACCUAAACCGAAGCUGAAGGGAAGCCUGGGGACUGGCGCUGAGGAGGGGACACCAGUGGCCACAGGGGUCACCACGCCUGGGGGGAAAAGCCGAAGGCGGCGCACUGCCUUCACCAGCGAGCAGCUUUUGGAGCUGGAGAAGGAGUUUCACUGCAAGAAAUACCUGAGUCUGACAGAGCGCUCCCAGAUCGCCCAUGCCCUCAAGCUCAGUGAGGUGCAGGUGAAGAUCUGGUUUCAGAACCGCCGGGCCAAGUGGAAGCGCAUCAAGGCUGGCAAUGUGAGCAGCCGUUCUGGGGAGCCCGUGAGAAACCCCAAGAUUGUAGUGCCCAUACCUGUGCACGUCAACAGGUUUGCUGUGCGCAGCCAGCACCAACAGAUGGAGCAGGGAGCCCGGCCCUGAUAGAGCUCCCGGGGACCGGAAGUCCAAGAAUCUGAACCUGUGCCUGCCCAAGACUCACUGGGUACUGCAGCCUAGAGCUGCCUGGUGGACCCUGCUCUGGGAGAGGCCAGCUUGUUCCCGGGACACAUGACUAUUUGGCCUGAGGCUGUUCUAGAGAUGUCAGGACUAGGGGUCUCAGGGAUGCAACAUUCAUUCUGAUCCGGGAGAGCUUCUGGAGCAGAAGUAGACUCCUGAGGUGGGGUGGGCAACCUCUGACAGGGGUGGGGGGUAGUCCUGGUGAUACCAGCCUGGGGCCAUAGUUCCUUAUUUAUUUUGUGUAAAGUUUGUAUAUAUGGAACUAUUUUGUCUUUGUCUGUCUGUACCCCAAAAGGGGACUGGGAAAUUGUUUCCCUGAACCUCACCCACUUUGUCCACCCUACUGCUUUGCUGCUCUUUAGCAUAAGGACAUGCAAAGAAAUGGAACUGUCAUGGCCAAUAAUGGGGGUCAUCAUCAACUCCCUGGUCACUCCUAAGAAUCCCUCCACAGUGUAUUCCUACACCUCCAGUUCCCACUGGGCUACUGUCUUCCCACUUCCUGUGAACAAACCCAUCUGCUUCUGGUGUCUUCUCUUUGGGAGAAGUGGCACACUUCAGGGAGAGACACACUUCAGUUUGCACUGAAGGGAGACCUCGGUUUAGCUUGGAGAACAUGCAAGUUAUCUACAUAGAAGAUGCUGCCCUGUCAGUGAUUAAGGCGAGGAGGCUCACUCCACCACCUGAGCUAAGACAGAGAGGCACACAGCCUCAUCUCUGCCUUCCUCUAUUUAAUAAGCCAGAGCCUGGGGCAGAGGCCCAUUGUCUGUCUGUUUUUGCAACUUUCACUGUGUUUUCUCCUGUCCAUUACAUUGUGAAGUUGGGUUCCCACCAGCCUCUUCCAUUACAGAAAAAGAUAGGUUGAAAGAAGCCACUAUCAGAUGGACAGGACAAGGGUGAGUCCAGGAGGGUGGAGGCAGAGAUUAUGGGCAGAUGAUGUAAACCCACAGCCAGAGGGCUCUAGGUAUCCCCAGAGGCCUUAGGGAAAGAUUCCUACAGAAGCCCACUUGCGGCUGCUGUCAUGGUUAACUAGCUUUUUGGGGAGAAACAGGACCUGUAUGGAUUAGGGAGAAAGGAAUAAAGCUGAAGAAGAAUGGAUAAAACAGUUGCCAGCGAGGGAGAGGAGCAAGCAAAGCCACGCACAUUCCUGACCUGCCUUACAGGCCCCCUCGACCACUGGUGAGCUGAGUGGCAAAUAGUCAACAUCACAUUCAAUUAGCUGUUGAAUGCGUCACGUGAGACCAAGAUGGUCUCUGUCCUUGUCGGUCCGUUUCUCCCACUCAACUCUCUACCGAGGAUACAGACCUGUCUCUCUCUGAUCAGGCUUAGGAAUGUAACUUUGAAAUGCAAUGUAGGCCCAGCUCAUUCCCAGCCAGGGUUACCACAGAGUCGACUCUCUGAUCUACACAGGAGAAGCCAAGGUGGAAGCGAAGCUGUUACCUCUUCAGCAGAGUCGUUCUCCAGGUCCUGAGAAAAGGGAGGCAAGUAGCAAGGCAGAAAACCUGGGGAAGUGGCCAGCAUUCAGGUUUCUGGCUUCCCAUACAGCCGCAACAGUGCUAAGCAGAGGGAGGCAGCCCAAGCAACUUGUUUUUAGGGAGUCUGGGGCUUGUCUGUCCUGCCCAGGUUCUGCCCUUUGUAAGGAUCUUAGUAGACUUGAAAAGGGGAAUGUGGAAGAAAAUAAAAUAAAAUCUGGUUUCCUCUCA